AUGGGUCCCACACUUAAUAUACCCCUUACGUCUACUCCGGGACAUGCUGAUGGUGAAAGGACCAUACCUGUUAGAAGUACACCUCAACGUAGCUCUACCAGACCAUCAAGAUUGUCUUGGGAACCAUUAAACAUAAUAAGUGAGACCUUUGAUGGUGAUUCCUUUCGAUAUUGGCCAUUCAUAAGAAGUUUUCGGGCUAUAGUGGAUACAAAGAAUAUAGACUCGGCAUCAAAACUGUUGUGUUUGAUGCAAUACUGUAAAGGUAAUGCCAGGAGGAUACUUAAUUGCUGUGAGACUAUGGAUCCAGAAGAUGGAUAUGUUCAAGCACUGAAAAUUUUAGAAGAAAGAUAUGGAAAUAAUUAUGAAAUUUCACAGAAGUGGAUACAGAUUGUAAACAGACCUAAUGUAAAGGGACCCUCCGAGCUUAGAGAUUUUGCUGAUGACCUCAAGUGCUGUUAUCAGACUUUAAAGAACAUGGGUCAUGAGAAAGAGUUGGACAAUGCAGCUAGUUUACAGGCCAUCUGGAGGAAAUUACCGCAGUACUUGCAAGAUGGAUGGUCUCAUGAAAAUCAUAUUAUAAAGAAAGAUCAGAAGCGAGUACCCAAGUUGAAGGACCUGGUCGACUUCAUUAUUGAUGGAACAGAAGAAGCUAAUGACCCCAUAUUUUCUAGAGUUUCUUUCAGUGAGCUCAGAAGGGAUAAAGAAAUCAGUCGUAAGGGAGCUGAGAAGAAGAGAAUUGGAAGCUUUGCUGUGAAAGCCAGCUCAGUGAACAAGCAGUCAGUUACAUCUGAAAAUAGAACACAGAAUUCUAACGGCUGCCCUUGCUGUGGACAAGAACAUUAUAUGACCCAGUGUUUACGAUUGAAAGCCAUGAAGAUUAAAGAUCGUAGGAAUGGAUGUGGCCUCAAACACAACAAGUUUCUUCAUAUGCCAACUAGACUGCAGGUUGGUCAUGUGGACAACACAGUUCCAGUAGCAGAUCAGAAUAUAUCAACCACAUCAUCAUCAAUCACAACAAAUCAGAGCAGCCAUUAUGUUCGUACAUGUGGAGGUAAACUUGCUAUGCCUAUUGUACUUGCAAGAGUGUGGUGUCCAGGCUCUGAUAUCUUCAUUGACACAUGCUAUGCUUGA
This is a messenger RNA of Penaeus vannamei (Pacific white shrimp), 1131 nucleotides long. NCBI's taxonomy places the organism in Eukaryota, Metazoa, Arthropoda, Malacostraca, Decapoda, Penaeidae. The record is from RefSeq and is a predicted model, not a curated record.